AAACAAAAACAUCUGUGCGGCUUCUUCUAGGUUAGUUUUGUUUUAUAAUAAAUGCUAUAAACAACUAUUAGUAACUGAAAAUGAGCAAUUUGGUGAAUUUUGCGCUUAGACAUGGUGCUAAUUUUCUCAGGCGACACACUUUACAAAGACUCUGCUGCGCAUUGCCAACUCAAGCAGUAAAAGUGUCAACGAAUCCAAUAAGACAAAAUUCAACUCGAGCUGCUUUCGAUGUGAGCACAAAUGUGGCAAAGGACAUUGUGUUGUUCAAAUAUGAGAAUCCCAAGUUUUAUAAAAUGCUCAACUUCUUUGGCAUAUGCCAAUUUGUGUUCUGGACAUAUCUGUCACAUUUUGCCUUUACGACACUGAAAGAUGCGCCAGUUGUGGAGAAACCGGGCGAGGAACUGAAAUGGUUUCAGCGGAUUAAUCUGGGCGAGAAUAAGUACAAAAAUGGCAUCACAAUUUGCUGCUUUACGAUAGGCUAUGGCAUUUUGUUUGCCGUGUGGAUGUUUACGCUGCGCUCUGUGCGAUUUCUCAUUCUGCGCAAGGGCGGACAGGACGUAUCCUUUGUCACCUAUGGUCCCUUCAAUCGCAAUCGCAUCAUGACCGUGCCCCUCAAAUGCAUCUCGGCGCAGGAAUCCCGUGAAAUGGCACGCGUACAGCUGCCCAUUAAAGUGAAGAAUAAGACACUUUAUUAUGUGCUCGAUAUGCGUGGCGAGUUCCGGAAUACGCAAUUAUUUGAUUAUACGGCUGGUUUGAAACGUCGCAUUUGAUAUGUUUUCGUUUGUUUACUUUAAUCAGUUGUAAAUAUAUAGGAAUAAUAAAUCUAAGCUAAUUUAAACCUAAAGCGA
Messenger RNA from Drosophila grimshawi, 848 nucleotides. Its product is annotated as transmembrane protein 223. The record is from RefSeq and is a predicted model, not a curated record. Gene Ontology annotation, biological process: nervous system development. Lineage: Eukaryota; Metazoa; Arthropoda; Insecta; Diptera; Drosophilidae. Gene Ontology annotation, cellular component: mitochondrion. The transcript has 2 exons. The coding region runs from base 81 to 770 and encodes 229 amino acids.